AUGGCCCAGCAACAGCAUUAUCCCCCUCCUCCCAUGUCGGCACCGGCACACGUUACAUCUUUCCCCGGGCCUCCACAAACAUCUCCUCCUUCCAAUUUCAACUACCCACCCCCGCCGACACAAUCCCCUCCCGUGAAUACGCACUAUCCCGGCCCUCCACCAUCAGUUAGCCCGCCUGCAGUGAGCCCACCUCCUAAUGAAAAGCAGGCGAAUUACUAUCAACAAGGCUAUCAACAAAAUGUUGCUGUUAUCCGUCAAAAUUCGGCAGUUAUGCCAGGCGCACUGCCCCAGGGACAAUUCACCGGCGCCACAUCGACAACUGAGGAUAAUGUUGGCACCUUCAACGGAGGCAGUUAUCGGAUCAGUCACCGUGAUGUCAACUCGCUUUUGACAUUACAGCUAGCAAUGGGCUGCCCAUUGACUGCAAAGCCCGGCGUGAUGAUUGCCAUGUCUACAACCAUGACCCUCAGAGGAACUGUUUCAUUUGGCUGGAAGAAGCUUAUUGCAGGUGGUGAAAUGACCAUGUCGCAAUAUACUGGCCCCGGUGAACUGCUUAUUGCGCCUUCGGUGCUGGGCGACAUUGCUGUCCUUCGCAUGGACGGCGAACAAGAAUGGAAAAUCGGAAGGGAUGCCUUCCUUGCGUCGACAGCCGCAGUCAAACAUAAGUACCAGGCACAAAGUAUUGCCAAGGGUGUCUUUUCUGGAGAAGGUCUGUUCAUUUACAAGAUCACUGGUACUGGGCUGCUCUGGGUGCAAAGCUUCGGCGCAAUUAUCAAGAAAGAUCUCAAGGAAGGCGAAACCUACUUCAUUGACAACGGUCACCUCGUGGGAUGGAACUGUAAGUACAAGAUCGAGCGUGUUGCUUCUGGUGGAAUCAUUUCUGGCCUAAGCUCUGGGGAAGGCCUUGCCUGCAAGUUUGAAGGCCCUGGAACGGUUUACCUGCAGACGAGGAACUUGAACGCAUUCGCCGGCCAGAUGAAGAUGAGUACUGCUAGCGGUUAA
Messenger RNA from Penicillium cinerascens, 1002 nucleotides. Its product is annotated as AIM24 family protein. The transcript is spliced from 5 exons. Lineage: Eukaryota; Fungi; Ascomycota; Eurotiomycetes; Eurotiales; Aspergillaceae. Bases 1 to 1002 code for a protein of 333 amino acids. The record is from RefSeq and is a predicted model, not a curated record.